ACGCCGGCGGCCAGCGCGGUGGCCUCGGCCGGGCAGAGCUCGCGCCCUGCCGCAGUCUGUCUGCCCUAGUGCGAGCGAGCGCUCGGGAGGAGACCGCCCCUGGCCCCGCGCUCGCUGCGGCUGCUGCUCCCGCCCGCGAUCGCAGCCUGGCAAGUCGGAAGCACCAGCUGCAGCCGGGGCUGGUGGCGGGGUAGGGCUUUGCGAUCCUGGGGGACCCAUUCCGAACUUGCCCAGGACCGCAGUCCCCCAGCCUGGAGAGCGAACAGGAUUGUGGAUUCUUCCAAAAUUCACAAUGAUGCAGUGACUCCAAAGGCUGCGAACAAAAACAUUUGCUCAGAUUUUUAGUUUUAACAACAGUAAGUUCUGCCAACACCCACCAUGGCUAAAAGUGCGGAGGUCAAACUGGCAGUAUUUGGGAGAGCAGGCGUGGGGAAAUCAGCACUUGUGGUGAGAUUUCUAACCAAAAGAUUCAUCUGGGAAUAUGAUCCCACCCUCGAAUCAACCUACCGACACCAAGCAACCAUCGAUGAUGAAGUUGUUUCCAUGGAGAUCCUAGAUACCGCUGGUCAGGAAGACACCAUUCAGAGGGAAGGCCACAUGCGGUGGGGGGAAGGCUUUGUGCUGGUCUACGACAUUACAGACCGAGGAAGUUUUGAGGAAGUGCUGCCACUAAAAAACAUUCUAGAUGAGAUCAAAAAGCCUAAGAACGUGACUCUCAUCUUGGUUGGAAACAAAGCUGACUUGGACCACUCCAGGCAAGUGAGUACGGAAGAAGGGGAGAAGCUGGCCACCGAAUUGGCGUGUGCUUUUUAUGAGUGCUCUGCCUGCACAGGUGAAGGGAACAUCACAGAGAUCUUCUAUGAGUUGUGUCGAGAGGUGCGUCGCAGGAGGAUGGUGCAGGGCAAGGCCAGGAGGCGCAGCUCCACCACGCACGUCAAGCAAGCCAUCAACAAGAUGCUCACCAAGAUCAGCAGUUAGGCAUCUCUGGGUUUGCACAGGCCCUGCGAGAUGAUUUGGGUCAUCAGAAACACUCUCUUGCCCUUUUUCUUUCCUUCCAAAAGUGAAAAAAUAAAAGGUGUUCACUCCUUGUGUUGACUAUAGGACAUGUCUGGGCUUCCCAUCACCCAAGCCUCCCACUCACUUGCCGGGAAGGUUUAGAGCCUUUGUAUGCAGUUCCAAUGCUGAUACUUUUUCCUUUCCUGCUUGCAUAAGAUCCACUCUAAUGUAGUUUGAAUAUGUAACCACCAGAGAUUCUGAAACGGCAGGGUUUGCAUUAAGCUAUUUUUAGGUAUCUCCUCCUUGGUUAAAUAAGUUGAAGUCUUUUCAAAGGCAUUUCAAAAUUCAAUUUCUUGUCAAAGACUACAGAUGAUCAUCAUAAAUGUCUGAGAAAGCAGAAAGUACAGUAAAAACAGCAGAAGGGAAGCUGGGUUAUUAGAGCAGGUAAUAGAACUCUAGUUCCUAUUUGAAGUGAAGAUUUUCUGAAAUAAAUGAUGCAGUUUUUCUUUAGUCUUUUAGUUUGCUCUUAAAUUGAAACAUGUUCUCAUUAAAGUGUCUCACUGUAACUAAGAGUUCAUUACCAUGAGCUGGUUCUUUCAAUGACAUAUGGAUCAUUACAGCCCAAUUCUUCCUCCUUGGCUCAAAUAAGAUUUUAGUUAUAAUACAGGCAGUAGAGCCAGAAAUUCAGACUCUGCUAGGACUUUUCUCCCCAAUUCCAAAAUGUUGUAAAAUAUUAGGAAUCUUCAGUACCAGGGAUCAAACUCACAACUGCCUGAUUACAAGGCAGGUUCUUAUACCACUGAGCUAAAUCCCCAGCCCUAGGAAUCUUUUCAUCAAAUCCUGACUUUACUUCCUGCUAGCAGAGGUUUUAGAAUUAGAGACUUCUAAAUAUUUUUUAUUUUGUUUACCAGCUUAUCAGAAAAAAAAAUCAGUCUGAACAAUAGGAUAAUUAAAAAUAAAUCUUAACUAACCCUCCCUCAGGAAGCCAAGUCUCUGUGCCAAUCACCAUCAGAAAAAAAUAACGUCUUGUUCAUUUCACCACGUGACUUUCUUUAACAUUUUGGAUACAUUAAUUCAUUUAAGAGAAUUCAGAAAAGAAUGAUUUAUUAAAGUUCACAAUACCUGAAUAAAUGUGUAUAAAAUUGAUUCUUGUACUGUGAAAAUACCAUCUAUAAAUGAAAAACUAUGAUUUUUUUUUCUCCCUAUUAUGCCCCCAUAUAUCAAGAUUUGGGCACUUUAUUUUAGAAGAAAAUAUAUCUUUUACAUAUAUAUGUAUUUAUAAAUGCAUAGAUAUAUGUAUAAAAAUUUGUAAGUGUUGGAAGCUUUAAUUCACCAAUGUAUUUUAACAACUUGGUGUAAUUGACUUUAUUUUAUGUGACUAUAAUAAAAAGCAUAAUUUUCAAAUUA
Molecule: messenger RNA, 2403 nt
Organism: Cavia porcellus (domestic guinea pig)
Lineage: Eukaryota; Metazoa; Chordata; Mammalia; Rodentia; Caviidae
Gene: Rerg
Product: RAS like estrogen regulated growth inhibitor
Exons: 5
Coding region: 379-978 (199 amino acids)
Molecular function (GO): GTP binding; GTPase activity
Source: RefSeq, a predicted model, not a curated record